UUAUCAAGUGCCAUGACAAACAACGAGCCCUUCAGCCUCGCCUAUUUCCACCUUUGCACUAACAACAGAGGGGUUUUACUGCACUCAUCUAAAUGAAAACAUCGCUGAUGAUCACAUUAGUACAUGGGAAUAAAGAGCCAUGCCAGUAGUCAAAUCAAGAUCUCCAGCUAGUUCAGUUUGUUAAAGAUUCUCAAGAACCCUCAUCCCAACACAAGCUGAGGACUGAAUAUUGUCUUAAAUGCCAGCAGGAAGACCAAGAAGAAGGAGGGAGGUGCCAAGCGUGCCCAGCGGGCCUCCUCCAACGUGUUCUCCAUGUUUGAGCAGACUCAAAUCCAGGAAUUCAAAGAGGCGUUUACACUCAUCGACCAAAACAGAGAUGGCUUCAUCGACAAGGAGGACCUUAAGGACACAUAUGCGUCUCUUGGUAAACUGAAUGUUAAAGACAAUGAACUGGAAGACAUGCUUAAGGAAGCCAGUGGCCCCAUCAACUUCACCAUGUUCCUUAAUCUGUUUGGAGAAAAACUGCAUGGCACUGACCCUGAAGACACUAUACUUAACGCCUUUAAGAUGUUGGAUCCUGAGGCAAAGGGCUACAUACACACAGCUGAAUUACAACACAUCCUAAUGACGCAAGCCAACAAGUUUAGUGCAGAGGAGGUACGUCAGAUGUUUCAUUCCUCGAACAUUGACUCAGCAGGCAACCUGGACUACAAAUCCCUUUGUUACAUAAUCACCCACGGCGAAGAACAGGAGGAAUGAGGAAACUGCUGGGGGAAAGCUGCAUAUCACUGUCGCUACUCUCGGCUCAUGGGGCUAAUAAAAGCGAGC
Molecule: messenger RNA, 828 nt
Organism: Pygocentrus nattereri (red-bellied piranha)
Lineage: Eukaryota; Metazoa; Chordata; Actinopteri; Characiformes; Serrasalmidae
Product: myosin light chain 5-like
Exons: 7
Coding region: 313-759 (148 amino acids)
Cellular component (GO): cytoplasm
Molecular function (GO): calcium ion binding
Source: RefSeq, a predicted model, not a curated record